AUGUCUUCAUAUCAAACAGCUCCCUAUACACAUUUUCAUGAACUAGUCGAUACAUGGACCAAAUAUUCACAAGCUAUUGAAUCACAAGUAAAAAAUCUAACCGAAAGAGCACGAGCACUUGGCACUCCAUCAGAUACACCAGAAUUUCGCUCAAGAUUAGAUGAUGAUGAACAACGUCUUCAUACUAUUGCAAACAAGACAAAAACAAUACUAAAAGAAUUAGUUGACGAAAUGAAUAAAAUAAAGAAAGAUCUAUCAAGAAAUGAUUUAGAUAUGAUAACUAAAGUAAAAGGUGCUAUGACUAAUGCAUUGAAAAGUUAUGAAGAAAUCAUUACAAGUGUCAGCAAACGGCGUCAACAAUUUGCACAUAGCAGUAAUAAUACACUAAUCGAAUUUGGCGAUUCACAUGGGAAUGAGGAUGAUAUUCAUCAACGUUUACAAUUACAACAACAAAUGAAAACGAAUAAUAGUCUAUUAAUUCAACAAAAUGAAGAACAGUUCUUUAUAGAGGACCAAGUUCAAAUUGUACAAGGUGAUGUCAUCCAAAUAAAUCAUAUAAUGCGUGAUAUCGGCACUAUUACUUCUGAACAAUCUUCAAUUAUUGCGGGUAUUGAACGAAAUGUAACAGGUGCAACUGAUCAUAUAAUAGCUGGUAAUCAACAAUUGUUAGGUGCAUCAAGACAUCAAAAAAAAUAUCGUAAGAAAAUUUGUUGCCUUUUACUUAUCUUUCUUGUAAUAGCAGUUAUUGUUGCUAUUGUUAUUGUUGUUAAAUUAAAAACAUAA
This is a messenger RNA of Rotaria socialis, 783 nucleotides long. The record is from the annotation of a GenBank genome assembly. NCBI's taxonomy places the organism in Eukaryota, Metazoa, Rotifera, Eurotatoria, Philodinida, Philodinidae.